AUGUGUCAAUCCGGCCGAAUGAAAGGUUUCGAAAGGUGCUUCAAAGUUGAAGAUCAAGGUACUUGGCGCCGACAGAAUCUCCAUGCUCGGCAGGUACAAAACGCAGGUCACAGGUCACAGGUCACAGGGCACAGGUCAGGUCACAGGUCACAGGUCACAGGUCACAGGGCACAGGGCACAGGUUACAGGGCACAGGGCACAGGGCACAGGGCACAGGUCACAGAAAACGCAGUAAAAACAGUUAAGACACUCCAUUAGGCUUUUUUGUUUUAUUUCCGGUUACGCCACAAUCAGGCAUAUGCUUGCCAUCGACCAUGCUUUCCGGUUUUGUACUGAGGGUUGAGGGUUUCGUAACUACGGCUAGAAUCAUCCCAUGUUUCCAUUGCUCAACUUAAUGACAACUUAAGUCUUAAACAUCAAUGUACGCAGCAACAAACCGAAAUCGGCAAUUCACGAUUGCAGCACAGUCGAUAGUUAGCGAAGUAGACGUGUGUUGAUAAUUCACUAAGUUAUUUUUCAGUUCUUCAGUGGAACUGAGGCCAAAAUAACUUGUCAGCAAGUGCUGUUUUCUUACCUCGAGACUCUGGUCUUCCGCCAUGUUGCUUUCUGCACAGACGAGGCUAUUUUCCGUUCCAUUCUCCUCUCAGAGCCUCGUUCCAAGUCCGCUCGCGUGGAGCGAAGAAAAAGCCUCGUUUCGAGAUCUCCAGAGAAGGAACUCCUCAAGUUCCAAUACAAUGUGUAACUUUAGCCAUUUACUUGUUCAACCCUCAGUACAAAACCGGAAAGCAUGGUCGAUGGCAAGCAUAUGCCUGAUUGUGGCGUAACCGGAAAUAAAACAAAAAAGCCUAAUGGAGUGUCUUAACUGUUUUUACUGCGUUUUCUGUGCCCUGUGCCCUGUGCCCUGUAACCUGUGCCCUGUGCCCUGUGACCUGUGCCCUGUGCCCUGUAACCUGUGACCUGUGCCCUGUGCCCUGUGCCCUGUAACCUGUGACCUGUGCCCUGUGCCCUGUGCCCUGUGACCUGACCUGUGACCUGUGACCUGCGUUUUGUACCUGCCGCUCCACGCUGCAAUUUUGCGACCACCUGCGAAGAGGAUACAAAUUAAGCUUUAUGAGUCCCAUUUGGGGAAAGAAAAGCCUGUUAUGGGAAAUAUUACGCCCCUUUUGGCGAUAACAAAGCCCGCUGAGGGAUUAAAUAAGCCCUGUCAGGGAAAUGUUAGACUUUCAAAAAGUCCUUCGUCGGAUUUCAUUGGUGCGGACCUCUCGCGACUUCGUCGCUCGCGGUCGGCCGCUUCGCGGCCAAAAAAGGCUCGCUACGCUCGCAGACAGGUCGACUUGUAACAAGUCUAGGGAAAUGUAAACGGCAGAAAAUCUUUCGCCGCUGAAGGAUUUAAUGUGAAAACACCUUUCAUUAGCCAAACAUAUACGAAAGCUGUGGCGAUUUCCUUCCGACAAAGUCAUACUAGAACUCGUAAGCUUGUGAAAUAUCACCCAAGGGUCGUUUUUACUGAAUCUUUCCAUGCGAUGGUUAGCACUGAUGAGGAGGUGUGCUCGCCGUGUCAGAGAGAAUUUGAUAGACAUUGCAAAGUACAGGAAAAACGUCAUAGAGACCGAGAGCCGUCAAGAUUACCGAAAAAA
Messenger RNA from Porites lobata, 1637 nucleotides. Lineage: Eukaryota; Metazoa; Cnidaria; Anthozoa; Scleractinia; Poritidae. The record is from the annotation of a GenBank genome assembly.